Caenorhabditis angaria is the source of this 1143-nucleotide messenger RNA. NCBI's taxonomy places the organism in Eukaryota, Metazoa, Nematoda, Chromadorea, Rhabditida, Rhabditidae. The record is from the annotation of a GenBank genome assembly.
AUGCUUGUCUUAUCAACUCUUCUUCUUGUCGCCGGUUUGGCCUCAGCUUCAGUUUUGCCUCGUGAGUUUUCUCAUUUGUGGAUGCCUGAACUUAAUUACAAUUAUUUCAGCAAGAACUGAAGAACAAGUCAUCGAAUUCGUCAACGCCAAUCAAAAAUUAUGGACCGCCGGUAAACAUUUGUUGCCAAGAGAGACAAUUCUCAAAAAAUUGAUGGAUUUGAAAUAUGUCGCUCCACACGCUGAUGAAGAUAUUCAACAAGUUCCAGUCGCCGCUUCAAUUCCAGACACUUUUGAUGCUCGUCAACAAUGGCCAAAUUGUGUUUCAAUUAAUAACAUCAGAGAUCAAUCAAACUGUGGAUCAUGUUGGGCUUUUGCUGCAGCUGAAGCUAUUUCUGAUAGAACUUGCAUUUACUCAAAUGGAACUGUCAACACACUUUUGUCAUCUGAAGAUUUGUUGUCUUGCUGCGUUGGAAUGUUCUCAUGUGGAAAUGGGUUAGUUGAUCACCCUUUCCGAUUCAAUUUCCUUCCCUUUCCCCAUAUGUUUUCGAUUACAAAUAAUUUUGCAGAUGUCAAGGAGGAUAUCCAAUUCAAGCAUGGAAAUGGUGGAACAAACAUGGUUUGGUAACUGGAGGAUCAUACGAAUCACAAUUCGGAUGCAAACCAUAUUCAAUUGCCCCAUGCGGUGAAACUGUCAACAAUGUUACUUGGCCACCAUGUUCUGCUGAUGAGGAACCAACUCCAGCUUGUGUUUCAACUUGUACAUCAAAGAACAACUAUGCUACACCAUAUCUUCAAGACAAACAUUUCGGAGCCACCGCUUAUGCUGUUGGCAAAAAAGUUGCUGACAUCCAAACUGAAAUCUUGGCUCAUGGACCAGUCGAAGUUGCAUUCACAGUUUAUGAAGAUUUCUAUCAAUACAAAAAUGGUGUUUAUGUUCAUACAACUGGUGAAUCAUUGGGAGGACAUGCUGUUAAAAUUCUUGGAUGGGGAACUGAUAAUGGAACACCAUAUUGGUUGGUUGCUAAUUCAUGGAAUAUCAAUUGGGGAGAGAAUGGAUAUUUCCGUAUUUUGAGAGGUGUUAAUGAAUGUGGAAUUGAACAUUCGGCUGUUGGAGGAAUUCCAGAUUUGACAAGACACAAUUAG